GGGAGGGAAAAGGAGGAUCUGUGAGUCGCUGAGCGGCAGCGCGGCGGCUGCUCUGAGGAGUCCGGGUGCGGAGUCGUCGGACCAGGGCCUGGACUAGAAGGAAAGGCCGGAGCAGCGCCAGGAGCCCGAGGCCGGAGUCGAGGAGGAAUGUGACCGGGGGUCGGCGGGGGCGCGGGAGUACGCGAGCGCAGGGAUGGGGCAGCAGGUGGGCCGCGUCGGGGAGGCUCCAGGGCUACAGCAGCCGCAACCCCGCGGGAUCCGGGGCACCAGUGCAGCCAGGCCCUCCGGCCGCAGGCGGGACCUGGCUGGGCGCUCCACAGAGGCCGGCUUCAAUAUCUUCACCCAGCAUGAUCACUUUGCCAGCUGUGUGGAGGAUGGAGUUGAGGGAGACAAGACUGGAGGCUGUAGUCCAGAAGCCUUACACCGCCCUUAUGGUUGUGAUGUUGAACCCCAGGCACUGAAUGAAGCCAUCAGAUGGAGCUCCAAGGAGAACUUGCUUGGAGCCACCGAGAGUGACCCUAAUCUAUUUGUUGCACUUUAUGAUUUUGUAGCAAGUGGUGAUAACACACUCAGUAUCACUAAAGGUGAAAAGCUACGAGUGCUUGGUUACAACCAGAAUGGUGAGUGGAGUGAAGUUCGCUCUAAGAAUGGCCAAGGUUGGGUGCCGAGCAACUACAUCACUCCAGUGAACAGCCUGGAAAAACAUUCCUGGUACCAUGGGCCUGUGUCACGCAGUGCGGCGGAGUAUCUGCUCAGCAGUCUAAUAAAUGGCAGUUUCCUUGUGCGAGAAAGUGAGAGCAGCCCCGGGCAGCUGUCAAUCUCGUUGAGGUAUGAAGGGCGUGUGUAUCACUACAGGAUCAAUACCACCACGGAUGGCAAGGUGUACGUGACUGCUGAGAGCCGCUUUAGCACGUUGGCAGAGCUUGUUCACCAUCACUCCACAGUGGCUGAUGGGCUGGUGACAACAUUACACUACCCUGCACCCAAGUGUAAUAAGCCUACAGUCUAUGGUGUGUCCCCCAUCCAUGACAAAUGGGAAAUGGAACGAACAGAUAUUACCAUGAAGCACAAACUUGGGGGUGGUCAGUAUGGAGAAGUUUACGUUGGUGUCUGGAAGAAAUAUAGCCUGACAGUUGCUGUGAAAACACUGAAGGAAGAUACUAUGGAGGUGGAGGAAUUCCUAAAAGAAGCUGCAGUGAUGAAGGAAAUCAAGCAUCCUAACUUGGUGCAAUUAUUAGGUGUGUGCACUCUGGAGCCACCAUUUUACAUUGUGACUGAGUACAUGCCAUAUGGAAACCUGCUUGAUUAUCUCCGAGAAUGCAACCGAGAAGAAGUGACAGCAGUUGUGUUGCUUUAUAUGGCCACUCAGAUCUCUUCUGCAAUGGAGUAUUUGGAGAAGAAGAAUUUCAUUCAUAGAGAUCUUGCAGCUCGAAACUGCCUAGUGGGAGAAAACCAUGUGGUAAAAGUGGCAGACUUUGGCUUAAGUAGAUUGAUGACUGGAGACACCUAUACUGCUCAUGCUGGUGCCAAAUUUCCCAUUAAAUGGACAGCACCAGAAAGUCUUGCCUAUAAUACCUUCUCAAUUAAAUCUGAUGUUUGGGCUUUUGGGGUAUUAUUGUGGGAAAUUGCUACAUAUGGAAUGUCACCAUAUCCAGGUAUUGACCUAUCUCAAGUCUAUGAUCUAUUGGAAAAAGGAUAUCGAAUGGAACAGCCUGAAGGAUGCCCCCCUAAGGUUUAUGAACUUAUGAGAGCAUGCUGGAAGUGGAGCCCUGCUGACAGACCCUCUUUUUCUGAAACACAUCAAGCUUUUGAAACCAUGUUUCAUGACUCCAGCAUUUCUGAAGAAGUAGCAGAGGAGCUUGGGAGAGCUGCCUCCUCCUCAUCUGUUGUUCCAUAUUUGCCCCGAUUACCUAUACUUCCCUCCAAGACCCGGACGCUGAAGAAACAGGUGGAGAAUAAGGAAAACAUUGAAGGGAUACAGGAUGCUACAGAAAAUUCUGCUUCUAAUUCAGCACCAGGAUUCAUUAGAAGUACACAAGCCCCCAGUGGGUCCCCAGCACUGCCUCGAAAGCAGAGAGACAAGUCACCCAGCAGCCUCUUGGAAGAUGCCAAAGAGACAUGCUUUACCAGAGAUAGGAAGGGAGGCUUCUUCAGUUCCUUCAUGAAAAAGAGAAAUGCUCCCACACCACCUAAACGCAGCAGCUCCUUCCGAGAAAUGGAGAAUCAGCCCCACAAGAAAUAUGAACUCACGGGUAACUUCUCAUCUGUUGCUUCUCUACAGCAUGCUGAUGGGUUCUCUUUCACUCCUGCCCAGCAAGAGGCGAAUCUGGUACCACCCAAGUGCUAUGGGGGGAGCUUUGCCCAGAGGAACCUCUGUAAUGACGAUGGUGGUGGGGGUGGGGGUAGUGGCACUGCUGGGGGUGGCUGGUCUGGUAUCACAGGCUUCUUUACACCUCGCUUAAUCAAAAAGACAUUGGGCUUACGAGCAGGUAAACCCACAGCCAGUGAUGAGAAUUCCAAGCCUUUUCCAAGGUCAAACUCUACAUCUUCCAUGUCCUCAGGGCUUCCAGAGCAGGAUAGGAUGGCAAUGACCCUUCCCAGGAACUGCCAGAGGUCCAAACUCCAGCUGGAAAGGACAGUGUCCACCUCUUCCCAGCCAGAAGAGAAUGUAGACAGGGCCAAUGACAUGCUUCCAAAAAAACCAGAGGAAGGUGCUGCUCCAACCAGGGAGAGACCAAAAGCCAAACUUUUGCCCAGAGGAGCCACGGCUCUUCCUCUCAGAACCCCCUCUGGGGAUCCAGCCAUUACAGAGAAGGACUCUCCAGGGCUAGGGGUGUCAGGAGUGGCAGCCACCUCAAAGGGCAAGGAGAGGAAUGGGGGAGCACGACUUGGCAUGGCUGGAGUCCCAGAGGAUGGCGAACAGGCAGGCUGGUCUCCAGCCAAGGCUGCAGCAGUCCUCCCAACCACUCACAACCACAAAGUGCCAGUCCUUAUCUCACCCACUCUGAAGCACACGCCAGCUGACGUGCAGCUCAUUGGCACAGACUCUCAGGGGAAUAAAUUCAAGCUCUUAUCUGAGCAUCAGGUUACAUCCUCUGGAGACAAGGACCGACCCCGACGGGUAAAACCAAAGUGUGCCCCACCCCCACCGCCAGUGAUGAGACUACUGCAGCAUCCGUCCAUGAGCUCAGACCCCACAGAAGAGCCAGCUGCCCCCACCGCAGGACAACCCACGUCAGAAAUACAAGAAGGAGCGAAAAAGGCAGCUCCCGGGGCGGUGGCCAUGAGUGGGAAAGCUGGGAGGCCAGUGAUGCCUCCACCUCAAGUGCCUCUGCCCACUUCAUCCAUCUCGCCAGCCAAAAUGGCCAACGGCACAGCAGGUACUAAAGUGGCUCUGAGAAAAACCAAACAGGCAGCUGAGAAAAUCUCAGCAGACAAAAUCAGCAAAGAGGCCCUGCUGGAAUGUGCUGACCUACUGUCCAGUGCCAUCACGGAACCUGUGCCUAACAGUCAACUGGUAGACACUGGACACCAACUGCUUGACUACUGCUCAGGCUAUGUGGACUGCAUCCCUCAAACUCGCAACAAAUUUGCCUUCCGAGAGGCUGUGAGCAAACUGGAACUUAGCCUGCAGGAGCUGCAGGUGUCUUCAGCAGCUGCUGGUGUCCCUGGGGCAAACCCUGUCCUUAAUAACUUAUUAUCGUGUGUACAGGAAAUCAGUGAUGUGGUGCAGAGGUAGCCACUGCCAGCCUAGUGGGAAGAUGCACACAUCUGAGGGAAAAGGAAGAGGGACUUGCUUUCCUGUGUUUUUGUUUUUUUUCGUUUUUUUUUUUUUUUUUUAAAUGAAAGACUGAUACUUGAGUGUGUUUAUGUGAA
This is a messenger RNA of Condylura cristata (star-nosed mole), 3876 nucleotides long. It is a transcript of the gene ABL2, whose product is annotated as ABL proto-oncogene 2, non-receptor tyrosine kinase. Lineage: Eukaryota; Metazoa; Chordata; Mammalia; Eulipotyphla; Talpidae. The transcript has 12 exons. The record is from RefSeq and is a predicted model, not a curated record. Gene Ontology annotation, molecular function: ATP binding; protein binding; non-membrane spanning protein tyrosine kinase activity. Gene Ontology annotation, biological process: regulation of apoptotic process; protein phosphorylation. The coding region runs from base 194 to 3739 and encodes 1181 amino acids.